This is a messenger RNA of Nematolebias whitei (Rio pearlfish), 1776 nucleotides long. Its product is annotated as cationic amino acid transporter 2 family protein. Gene Ontology annotation, molecular function: amino acid transmembrane transporter activity. Gene Ontology annotation, cellular component: plasma membrane. The record is from RefSeq and is a predicted model, not a curated record. Gene Ontology annotation, biological process: transmembrane transport; amino acid transport. Lineage: Eukaryota; Metazoa; Chordata; Actinopteri; Cyprinodontiformes; Rivulidae. The transcript has 11 exons. Bases 1 to 1776 code for a protein of 591 amino acids.
AUGCCUGGUGCAAAAGUUCUGCUGUUCCUGCGGAGUUUGUCACGAAGGAAACCUCUGGAACCUGAAGAUGAAGUGUCCAGCUUUCGGCGCUGCCUGACCACCCUGGACCUGGUAGCUCUGGGGGUUGGCAGCACCCUGGGGGCUGGUGUUUAUGUGCUGUCGGGAGAGGUGGCCAGAACCGUGGCUGGUCCAAGUAUAAUUAUCUCUUUUCUGAUAGUGGCUGUAGCCUCCAUCUUUGCAGGGCUGUGUUAUGCUGAGUUCGGAGCUCGUGUUCCUAAAACUGGCUCUGCGUAUCUCUACAGCUAUGUGACUUUGGGGGAGAUAUGGGCUUUUAUCACUGGCUGGAACCUGCUGCUUUCUUAUGUCAUAGGGACAUCAAGUGUAGCCAGAGCUUGGAGUGGGACCUUUGAUGACCUUUUGGGAAACGUUAUUACCAACACUUUGGGUGAACACGCUGGGUUGGGCUUAUCUGGAUUAGCUCCUUACCCAGACUUCUUUGCAGCUGGCCUCAUAAUCCUUUUAGCAAGCAUUCUUGCAUUUGGUGUUAAAGAGUCGACUACAGUAAAUAAGGUUUUUACAGCCGUGAACAUCCUUGUGUUGCUGUUUGUUAUCCUGACUGGUUUCGUAAAGGGGGAUAUAACCAACUGGUACAUUGAUGAAGACAACCUGCCAAAUGGAGAUGGAAAUUAUACAUACUUGAACGAAACCAACAAAUAUGGAUUUGGGGGAUUUUUUCCUUUUGGCUUCGAGGGAACAUUAGCUGGAGCAGCCACCUGCUUUUAUGCAUUUGUUGGAUUUGACUGCAUUGCCACAACAGGAGAGGAGGUAAAGAACCCUCAGAAGUCAGUUCCACUCAGCAUAGUGACAUCCCUCCUCAUAUGCUUCCUGGCUUAUUUUGGAGUGUCUUCUGCCUUGACGUUGAUGAUGCCGUACUAUUUGCUCAGCGUUCACAGCCCACUGCCUGUGGCUUUCACAUACAUCGGUUGGGGCCCUGCAAAGUAUGCAGUGGCUGUUGGAUCCCUCUGUGCCCUUUCAACAAGUUUAUUAGGGUCGAUGUUCCCGAUGCCCCGUGUUCUCUUUGCCAUGGCCCGGGACGGACUUCUCUUCAGACCUCUCAGCAAAAUGAGUGACAGACAAAGCCCAGUUAUUGCCACACUAGCUUCAGGGUUUGUAGCAGCCGUCAUGGCCUUGUUGUUUGACCUGAAGGCGCUGGUUGACAUGAUGUCCAUUGGAACCUUGUUUGCCUACACACUCGUUGCUAUAUGUAUACUCAUUUUAAGGUAUGAAGCUGACCUGAGCGAAGGAUCAAGUUUAGCAGAGCCCUUCUCAAUAGGUGGUUUAAUGUGUCCUCCCUCUCAGGCAACUCCACGCACAGCAGCAAAUGUGUCUUUACUAACUGUUUCUCUUGUCGUUUUAGCUCUCACUCUCAGCCUCUUCAUAUCAGAGACUGAUGCUUUUCUGCAAGUCCUUCAAUGGUGGAGUUUACUUGGUCUCUCUGUGGUCGCGCUGAUGAUGCUUUUCACCAUCCUGAUCAUCUGCAGACAGCCACAAAGUACAGCCAAAGCUGCUUUCAUGGUUCCUUUUGUGCCUUAUCUUCCUAUGUUUAGCACCUUUGUUAAUGUUUAUCUCAUGGUUCAACUUGGAUCAGACACAUGGCUCCGCUAUGCAGUGUGGACGGCAGUAGGUUUAAUGAUCUACUUUUGUUAUGGAGUUCACCACAGUGUGCAGAAACAAAGACUUGAGAAUUCACAGAACAUCCCCUCUUCCCUGAUAUGA